UCAGAUUAUCCAAGUAUGAAUUUGCUCAACAGGAUGAUGACUUCAGCUGGGGUCAUUGUGUUGUUGGCCUUUCUCGGACAGUCAACUGCUACUAAUAUUGCUAAAGGUGGAAGAGUGAGUCAGUCCUCCUUGGCGGUGGGUGGUGUCCCUCAAAGGGCCGUUGAUGGAAAUCGUGCCAGCAUAUGGGGACAAAACUCCUGCACCCACACAAAAACAGAAACACAACCAUGGUGGAGACUGGACCUCCUAAAGACUUACAGAAUCAACACUGUCACUAUCACCAACAGAAGAGAUUGUUGCCAUGAAAGGAUCAACGGUGCUGAGAUCCGCAUUGGAAAUUCCCUCAAUGACUACGGAAAUGCUAAUCCCAGAUGUGCUAUUAUCUCAUCUAUCCCAGCUGGAACUAGUGCAACUUUUGAGUGCAAUGGAAUGGAAGGCCAGUAUGUUAACAUUGUGAUUCCUGGAAAAAAUGGAAUCCUGACGCUGUGCGAGGUAGAAGUCAAUGGUCAGCCUUCAGCUACUAAUAUUGCUAAAGGUGGAAGAGUGAGUCAGUCCUCCUUGGCGGUGGGUGGUGUCCCUCAAAGGGCCGUUGAUGGAAAUCGUGCCAGCAUAUGGGGACAAAACUCCUGCACCCACACAAAAACAGAAACACAACCAUGGUGGAGACUGGACCUCCUAAAGACUUACAGAAUCAACACUGUCACUAUCACCAACAGAAGAGAUUGUUGCCAUGAAAGGAUCAACGGUGCUGAGAUCCGCAUUGGAAAUUCCCUCAAUGACUACGGAAAUGCUAAUCCCAGAUGUGCUAUUAUCUCAUCUAUCCCAGCUGGAACUAGUGCAACUUUUGAGUGCAAUGGAAUGGAAGGCCAGUAUGUUAACAUUGUGAUUCCUGGAAAAAAUGGAAUCCUGACGCUGUGCGAGGUAGAAGUCAAUGGUCAGCCUUCAGCUACUAAUAUUGCUAAAGGUGGAAGAGUGAGUCAGUCCUCCUUGGCGGUGGGUGGUGUCCCUCAAAGGGCCGUUGAUGGAAAUCGUGCCAGCAUAUGGGGACAAAACUCCUGCACCCACACAAAAACAGAAACACAACCAUGGUGGAGACUGGACCUCCUAAAGACUUACAGAAUCAACACUGUCACUAUCACCAACAGAAGAGAUUGUUGCCAUGAAAGGAUCAACGGUGCUGAGAUCCGCAUUGGAAAUUCCCUCAAUGACUACGGAAAUGCUAAUCCCAGAUGUGCUAUUAUCUCAUCUAUCCCAGCUGGAACUAGUGCAACUUUUGAGUGCAAUGGAAUGGAAGGCCAGUAUGUUAACAUUGUGAUUCCUGGAAAAAAUGGAAUCCUGACGCUGUGCGAGGUAGAAGUCAAUGGUCAGCCUUCAGCUACUAAUAUUGCUAAAGGUGGAAGAGUGAGUCAGUCCUCCUUGGCGGUGGGUGGUGUCCCUCAAAGGGCCGUUGAUGGAAAUCGUGCCAGCAUAUGGGGACAAAACUCCUGCACCCACACAAAAACAGAAACACAACCAUGGUGGAGACUGGACCUCCUAAAGACUUACAGAAUCAACACUGUCACUAUCACCAACAGAAGAGAUUGUUGCCAUGAAAGGAUCAACGGUGCUGAGAUCCGCAUUGGAAAUUCCCUCAAUGACUACGGAAAUGCUAAUCCCAGAUGUGCUAUUAUCUCAUCUAUCCCAGCUGGAACUAGUGCAACUUUUGAGUGCAAUGGAAUGGAAGGCCAGUAUGUUAACAUUGUGAUUCCUGGAAAAAAUGGAAUCCUGACGCUGUGCGAGGUAGAAGUCAAUGGUCAGCCUUCAGCUACUAAUAUUGCUAAAGGUGGAAGAGUGAGUCAGUCCUCCUUGGCGGUGGGUGGUGUCCCUCAAAGGGCCGUUGAUGGAAAUCGUGCCAGCAUAUGGGGACAAAACUCCUGCACCCACACAAAAACAGAAACACAACCAUGGUGGAGACUGGACCUCCUAAAGACUUACAGAAUCAACACUGUCACUAUCACCAACAGAAGAGAUUGUUGCCAUGAAAGGAUCAACGGUGCUGAGAUCCGCAUUGGAAAUUCCCUCAAUGACUACGGAAAUGCUAAUCCCAGAUGUGCUAUUAUCUCAUCUAUCCCAGCUGGAACUAGUGCAACUUUUGAGUGCAAUGGAAUGGAAGGCCAGUAUGUUAACAUUGUGAUUCCUGGAAAAAAUGGAAUCCUGACGCUGUGCGAGGUAGAAGUCAAUGGUCAGCCUUCAGCUACUAAUAUUGCUAAAGGUGGAAGAGUGAGUCAGUCCUCCUUGGCGGUGGGUGGUGUCCCUCAAAGGGCCGUUGAUGGAAAUCGUGCCAGCAUAUGGGGACAAAACUCCUGCACCCACACAAAAACAGAAACACAACCAUGGUGGAGACUGGACCUCCUAAAGACUUACAGAAUCAACACUGUCACUAUCACCAACAGAAGAGAUUGUUGCCAUGAAAGGAUCAACGGUGCUGAGAUCCGCAUUGGAAAUUCCCUCAAUGACUACGGAAAUGCUAAUCCCAGAUGUGCUAUUAUCUCAUCUAUCCCAGCUGGAACUAGUGCAACUUUUGAGUGCAAUGGAAUGGAAGGCCAGUAUGUUAACAUUGUGAUUCCUGGAAAAAAUGGAAUCCUGACGCUGUGCGAGGUAGAAGUCAAUGGUCAGCCUUCAGCUACUAAUAUUGCUAAAGGUGGAAGAGUGAGUCAGUCCUCCUUGGCGGUGGGUGGUGUCCCUCAAAGGGCCGUUGAUGGAAAUCGUGCCAGCAUAUGGGGACAAAACUCCUGCACCCACACAAAAACAGAAACACAACCAUGGUGGAGACUGGACCUCCUAAAGACUUACAGAAUCAACACUGUCACUAUCACCAACAGAAGAGAUUGUUGCCAUGAAAGGAUCAACGGUGCUGAGAUCCGCAUUGGAAAUUCCCUCAAUGACUACGGAAAUGCUAAUCCCAGAUGUGCUAUUAUCUCAUCUAUCCCAGCUGGAACUAGUGCAACUUUUGAGUGCAAUGGAAUGGAAGGCCAGUAUGUUAACAUUGUGAUUCCUGGAAAAAAUGGAAUCCUGACGCUGUGCGAGGUAGAAGUCAAUGGUCAGCCUUCAGCUACUAAUAUUGCUAAAGGUGGAAGAGUGAGUCAGUCCUCCUUGGCGGUGGGUGGUGUCCCUCAAAGGGCCGUUGAUGGAAAUCGUGCCAGCAUAUGGGGACAAAACUCCUGCACCCACACAAAAACAGAAACACAACCAUGGUGGAGACUGGACCUCCUAAAGACUUACAGAAUCAACACUGUCACUAUCACCAACAGAAGAGAUUGUUGCCAUGAAAGGAUCAACGGUGCUGAGAUCCGCAUUGGAAAUUCCCUCAAUGACUACGGAAAUGCUAAUCCCAGAUGUGCUAUUAUCUCAUCUAUCCCAGCUGGAACUAGUGCAACUUUUGAGUGCAAUGGAAUGGAAGGCCAGUAUGUUAACAUUGUGAUUCCUGGAAAAAAUGGAAUCCUGACGCUGUGCGAGGUAGAAGUCAAUGGUCAGCCUUCAGCUACUAAUAUUGCUAAAGGUGGAAGAGUGAGUCAGUCCUCCUUGGCGGUGGGUGGUGUCCCUCAAAGGGCCGUUGAUGGAAAUCGUGCCAGCAUAUGGGGACAAAACUCCUGCACCCACACAAAAACAGAAACACAACCAUGGUGGAGACUGGACCUCCUAAAGACUUACAGAAUCAACACUGUCACUAUCACCAACAGAAGAGAUUGUUGCCAUGAAAGGAUCAACGGUGCUGAGAUCCGCAUUGGAAAUUCCCUCAAUGACUACGGAAAUGCUAAUCCCAGAUGUGCUAUUAUCUCAUCUAUCCCAGCUGGAACUAGUGCAACUUUUGAGUGCAAUGGAAUGGAAGGCCAGUAUGUUAACAUUGUGAUUCCUGGAAAAAUUGGAAUCCUGACGCUGUGCGAGGUAGAAGUCAAUGGUCAGCCUUCAGCUACUAAUAUUGCUAAAGGUGGAAGAGUGAGUCAGUCCUCCUUGGCGGUGGGUGGUGUCCCUCAAAGGGCCGUUGAUGGAAAUCGUGCCAGCAUAUGGGGACAAAACUCCUGCACCCACACAAAAACAGAAACACAACCAUGGUGGAGACUGGACCUCCUAAAGACUUACAGAAUCAACACUGUCACUAUCACCAACAGAAGAGAUUGUUGCCAUGAAAGGAUCAACGGUGCUGAGAUCCGCAUUGGAAAUUCCCUCAAUGACUACGGAAAUGCUAAUCCCAGAUGUGCUAUUAUCUCAUCUAUCCCAGCUGGAACUAGUGCAACUUUUGAGUGCAAUGGAAUGGAAGGCCAGUAUGUUAACAUUGUGAUUCCUGGAAAAAAUGGAAUCCUGACGCUGUGCGAGGUAGAAGUCAAUGGUCAGCCUUCAGCUACUAAUAUUGCUAAAGGUGGAAGAGUGAGUCAGUCCUCCUUGGCGGUGGGUGGUGUCCCUCAAAGGGCCGUUGAUGGAAAUCGUGCCAGCAUAUGGGGACAAAACUCCUGCACCCACACAAAAACAGAAACACAACCAUGGUGGAGACUGGACCUCCUAAAGACUUACAGAAUCAACACUGUCACUAUCACCAACAGAAGAGAUUGUUGCCAUGAAAGGAUCAACGGUGCUGAGAUCCGCAUUGGAAAUUCCCUCAAUGACUACGGAAAUGCUAAUCCCAGAUGUGCUAUUAUCUCAUCUAUCCCAGCUGGAACUAGUGCAACUUUUGAGUGCAAUGGAAUGGAAGGCCAGUAUGUUAACAUUGUGAUUCCUGGAAAAAAUGGAAUCCUGACGCUGUGCGAGGUAGAAGUCAAUGGUCAGCCUUCAGCUACUAAUAUUGCUAAAGGUGGAAGAGUGAGUCAGUCCUCCUUGGCGGUGGGUGGUGUCCCUCAAAGGGCCGUUGAUGGAAAUCGUGCCAGCAUAUGGGGACAAAACUCCUGCACCCACACAAAAACAGAAACACAACCAUGGUGGAGACUGGACCUCCUAAAGACUUACAGAAUCAACACUGUCACUAUCACCAACAGAAGAGAUUGUUGCCAUGAAAGGAUCAACGGUGCUGAGAUCCGCAUUGGAAAUUCCCUCAAUGACUACGGAAAUGCUAAUCCCAGAUGUGCUGUUAUCUCGUCUAUUGCGGCUGGGACCUCCGAAACUCUUUCAUGCAAUGGAAUGGAAGGCCAGUAUGUUAACAUUGUGAUUCCUGGAAAAUGGGAAAUCCUGACGCUGUGCGAAGUGGAAGUCACUGGGAUUCCCCUUGAAAAUGACUGGUCAUCUAACUGCAGUUAACAAGGCAUAUGAUUUGUGUUGAUAUUAACGAGCUUACAUGGGGUUGUCAUCCUGUGUUCUCCAGUAAAAUCAACAAAAACA
Molecule: messenger RNA, 5346 nt
Organism: Eleginops maclovinus (Patagonian blennie)
Lineage: Eukaryota; Metazoa; Chordata; Actinopteri; Perciformes; Eleginopidae
Exons: 25
Coding region: 16-5265 (1749 amino acids)
Source: RefSeq, a predicted model, not a curated record